This is a messenger RNA of Quercus robur (English oak), 2617 nucleotides long. Its product is annotated as probable disease resistance protein At5g66900. The coding region runs from base 49 to 2487 and encodes 812 amino acids. Lineage: Eukaryota; Viridiplantae; Streptophyta; Magnoliopsida; Fagales; Fagaceae. Gene Ontology annotation, biological process: defense response to fungus. Gene Ontology annotation, molecular function: ADP binding. The transcript has 5 exons. The record is from RefSeq and is a predicted model, not a curated record.
UUAGGUUUCCAAAUACUAUAUUGGAUAUAGAAUCUUUAAAGCAGAGCUAUGGCAGCAGCAUUUGUUGGAGGGGCUGCACUUGGGGCAGCAUUUGGUGAGGGCUUUGCAGUGUUACAUGACACGGUUAAGGAUGUGGUGAGCAAAGCCCGUAUGUUCAAACCCAUUCUUAAACGCCUAGAAUCCACGCUAGAUCGUUUGGCACCAACGGUCAACGAAAUAACACAAUUAAGCGAACAACUUGAUCUCCCAAAGGUGGAAACAGAGAACUUGGUCGAAAAUAUGGAAAAGGGAGAGAAGCUGGUUCGCAAGUGCUUGAAAAUCCGGUGGUGGAACUACUGUUUCAAAGUAUAUUACUCUCACAAACUUGAAGCGUUGGACAAAGAAAUCGUCAGGUUCUGUCAGGUUGAUUUGCAAGUACAUAGCACAAGGAAUGGGUUGAGACCUUUGGUAAAUGUGAAUAUUAAUCUGCAAAAAGUGGAUUCAGUUGUGGAUAGACAAAGGGUGCUGUGCGCGGUUCGUGAUCCCCCGGAUUUUACAGUCGGGUUGGAUAUGCCAAUGAAAGAGUUGAAGACCCUGCUGUUGAAGGAGGAGGUGCAGCUACUUCUACUGACUGCUCCUGGAGGAUGUGGAAAGACCACAUUGGUGCAAAUGCUUUGUCAGGAUGACCAAAUUAGAGGAAUGUUUGAGGACAAUAUUCUCUUUGUGAACGUUUCAAAAACUCCCAAUGUGAAGGUCAUUGUGCAGAACCUAUUAAAUUAUAAGGAUGUGCAACCUAAUUUUCAAAUUCAAACUGAUGAAGAUGCAAUCAACCAGCUGUCACAACUGCUGAAUCAUCUUAGACCUAAUCCUAUAUUGUUGAUCCUAGAUGAUGUCUGGCUCGGAUCAGAAUCCCUUCCUGAAAAGUUUAAGUUUGAUCUUCCCAAUUACAAGAUUUUGGUUACUUCAAGAACUGCAUUUCCAAGAUUGAAAUUUACAUAUCACUUAAAACCACUAGAUGAUGUUGAUGCAAUGACUCUUUUUCGUCGCUCCCUACAUGAUGAGAACUCUUACAUUCCAGCAGAAGAAGAUGCCGAAAAGAUAGUAAGAGGCUGUGCGGGAUUCCCACUAGUCAUUAAAGUGAUUGGCGGCUCACUGCGUAGGCAGCAUGAAGUAGUAUGGCACAGUAGACUAAUGAAAUGGUCUGAUGGUCAAUUUUAUUUUAGUUCUGAUACGGAGCUGCUUGCUCAUCUUCAAAAAAGCCUAGAAUUUUCCGAUGACAAGGUCAUCAUCAAAGAGUGUUUCAUGGACCUAGGUUCAUUUCCCGAAGACCAAAGGAUCCCUGCCGCUGCCCUUAUUGAUAUGUGGGCAGAAUUGUAUAAACUGGAUGAAGAUGGCAUCCAUGCCAUUGCCAAUUUACAAGAACUCAACAUUCGAAAUCUGGCUAGUCUUGUGAUGGCAAGGAAUGAUGCAAGUGAGGUCAAAAGCUAUUACAAUGAAGACUUUGUCACACAACAUGAUAUUCUUAGAGAGCUUGCUAUGCAUCAGAGCAGCCAGGAGUCUAUAGGACAAAGGUCAAAACUGAUUAUUAACAUAAGUGGAAACAAUCUACCAAAGUGGUGGACAGAACAAAAGCAGCAACUCAUUAAUGCUCGCCUAUUAUCUAUCUCAACAGAUGAAUUAUUCUCGUCCAGUUGGUGCAACAUUCAAGGAUCCAAAGUUGAGGUUUUAGUUUUGAAUUUUCAUACAAAGAAUUAUACAUUACCUGAGUUUGUGGAGAAAAUGGAUAAACUCAAGGUUUUGAUAAUCAAUAAUUAUGGUUUCUUUCAUUCCAAAAUAAGCAAUUUUCAAAUGCUUGGGUCUCUACCCAAUUUAAAAAGAAUCAGAUUAGAGAAAGUUUCAAUUUCUUCGCUUUGCGAGACCCUUGUAACAUUGAAGAGUUUGAAGAAAAUAUCCUUAUUUAUGUGCAAUAUUGGUAAGGCUUUUGAGAAUUGUACAAUUCAGGUUUCUGAUGCAUUUCCAAAUUUGACGGAGGUAAACAUUGACUAUUGCAAUGAUCUGGAGGAAUUGCCUGUUGGCCUAUGUGAUAUCGUCCACCUCAAAAAAAUCAACAUCACCAACUGUCAUAAGUUGUUUGCACUGCCAAAAGAAAUUGGAAAGCUGGUGAAUUUAGAAGUGCUAAGGCUUAGAUCAUGUACUGAUUUGUCAGAGCUACCCGAUUCAAUCAGAAGUCUCCAUAAGUUAAGCAUUCUAGAUAUAUCUGACUGCCUAAGCAUUAUGAAGUUGCCAAAACACAUUGGUGAGUUGUGUAAUUUAAUAGAGCUCAACAUGAAAGGGUGCUUGAGAUUGCGUACUCAGUUUCCGGAAUCAAUAAUGGAUCUUGAGCAAUUAAAACUUGUGGUAUGUGAUGAAGAGAGGGCCAGGUUAUGGGAGCCUAUCAAGGAAUUCCUCACUGAACUUAAGGUAGAGGUGGCUGAAAAAGAAAUCAACUUGAAUUGGCUGUCCAAAUGAUUUCUGAGAACUGUUCUCCUUCAAAAAUGUUGUGGGUUCAAUAUGUAAUGUCAAAUGGAAAUAUGCUAAACAACAGUCAAUGCCAACAGUAGCUACUAAGAAAUAAAUUGGGGGGGGGGGGGGGGGGGGA